Mauremys reevesii (Reeves's turtle) is the source of this 548-nucleotide messenger RNA. RefSeq names its product ATP synthase membrane subunit j (gene ATP5MJ). Gene Ontology annotation, cellular component: mitochondrion. Lineage: Eukaryota; Metazoa; Chordata; Testudines; Geoemydidae. Bases 16 to 384 code for a protein of 122 amino acids. The record is from RefSeq and is a predicted model, not a curated record. The transcript has 4 exons.
AGGCCCGCGGGAUUUAUGCCGGAGCCGGGCUGCGCGGGGAGGAGAGCGCCCGGCCCGGCCCGGCCCAGCCCGGCAGCUGGGGAAGACAUCCGGGGGCUGCGCCCUGGCGAUACUGGGGGGAGGGGGAGAUCGGUCGCGUCUGAGCCUGUCCUGCCUCUCCCUGGGGGGCAAUCUCGGGGUUCUCUCCGUGGUGGUGGUGCACGUUCCCCCUGCAAGAUGUUACAAUAUUUUACUAAGACGUGGCGCCACAUGAAGAUUUACUACACUACCGUUUACCAGGAAAUAUGGGUUGGGUUGGCCUUAACCUCCUAUGUCUAUUACAAACUCUCCUUUGGUCGUAAAAAAGCAGUGGCAGACAAAUCUUCUUCUUCUGGCCAUCAUUAAAUGGCUCUUCAUUGAGUAUGCAUUCCAUGACUUGUCAUCUCUGCUAUAAAUGAAGCAAGCUACCAUCAUAGGGAAGUUAAUUGGACCGCAUAAGCAUUGUACAGUCCUACAACUGUAUGUAAUCCACUGUACUACAUAGGAGGAAUAAAUGUGUUGAGCAAGAA